Messenger RNA from Schistocerca gregaria, 1967 nucleotides. RefSeq names its product serine/threonine-protein kinase grp (gene grp). The record is from RefSeq and is a predicted model, not a curated record. Gene Ontology annotation, molecular function: ATP binding; protein serine/threonine kinase activity. Gene Ontology annotation, biological process: protein phosphorylation; DNA damage checkpoint signaling. Gene Ontology annotation, cellular component: nucleus. Lineage: Eukaryota; Metazoa; Arthropoda; Insecta; Orthoptera; Acrididae.
UUUUACUGUCCUCGGCGCGAAAACGGUGAACUCCAUGCAGCGGCCAUGAGAGGUGGACAAGCUAUGCGGUUUGAAAGUGGAGUUACCGCUGUAAUAGCUUCCAGACGUCGAAGUUUGCUGUAGAGGAGAAGUCGCUGUUGUGUACAAUGUCCUUCGGUAUUCGUCCUUAGCGGUCAGUAUAAAUAAUGGUAACUGUUGUACCUGACAUAAUUUUGCACGAUGGUAUCAGAAUUUGUGGAUGGAUGGAGUAUCGCCCAAACAUUAGGAGAAGGUGCCUAUGGCGAGGUGAAGCUUCUGGUGAACCAAAGCACAGGCGAGGCAGUUGCUAUGAAAGUAGUGGAUGUUGAUAAGCACCCAGAUGCAAGAUCAAAUAAAAAAGAAAUUUGCAUACAUCGAAUGAUGUCUGAUCCACACAUCAUUAGAUUUUUUGGACAGCGUCGAGAGGGAACUGAAUACCUGUUCCUUGAGUAUGCUGCUGGAGGGGAGCUCUUUGACAGGAUUGAACCAGACCACGGAAUGAAUGCUUGGGAAGCACAGAAAUAUUUCAAGCAGCUAAUAGCAGGCGUGGAAUAUCUCCACAGCCGUGGAGUGACACAUCGGGACCUAAAGCCAGAGAAUCUGCUGCUGGAUGAACAUGAUAAUUUAAAAAUAUCUGAUUUUGGAAUGGCUACAGUGUACAGGAUGCAGGGCAAGGAACGCUGUUUGGAGAAACGCUGUGGUACCUUACCCUAUGUUGCUCCAGAGGUGAUGGUGAGACCUUACCAUGCUGAACCUGCUGAUAUCUGGUCCUGUGGCAUCAUUUUAGUUGCAAUGCUUGCAGGAGAACUACCUUGGGAUCAACCUACUGCAGAUUGUGUGGAGUACAUGGCAUGGAAGGAUGGCAAAUGGGCACAUCUCACUCCCUGGGUGAAACUUGACAAUAUGGCCCUUUCACUGGUACGCCGUAUUCUUGUACCGAUGCCCUCAGGUCGCUAUACGCUAAAGCAGAUUGUGUCUCAUCGUUGGUGCCAGAAGAACUUCAUGAAGAUGCCAGAAUCGUACCAUUCAAAUGAGGCAACCCCAAAUGCAACCAGCAAGCGGAUUUGCUCAGGUGGAGAUUUGUCACCACUGAAUGGAACCUGUGAUAUAUCUGGAGCAGCACGCUUGUGCCACUCACAGCCAGAGCCAAGACUUGAGCGAGAAUGCCCUGAUCAAGGACCACUUGUGCAACAUGAUAUUCCGUUUUCCUUUUCACAGCCAGCACAUUUGGAAGAUCUGUUGCUUAGUUCACAACUGAAUCCUACCCAAUCAUCUGGCACACAGAACCCCUUCCAGAAGUUGGUGAGGCGUAUGACACGCUUUUUUGUUACAACAAACUGUGAAGAUAGUCUGCGUCGAUUAUGUGAUUUGUUGGAUAAAAUUGGUUUUUCAUGGAAGAUUGCAACAACAAGAGUGGUGACCAUAACAACUGUUGACAAGAGAAAGAUGCAGCUUGUUUUCAAAGCAAAUGUGAUGGUGAUGGACGGUAAUACGCUUUUGGAUUUCAGGCUUUCAAAAGGUUGUGGCCUAGAGUUCAAGAAAACUUUUAUUAAGUUGAAAGAAUGCCUUGAGGAUAUAAUUAUUAAGGGGCCCGUUAUGUGGCCAAUUGCAAUUGCUACAAACACAGUUCCUUGAAGUGUGAUGUGUGUAUGUAAACUGUUCCCCCACUUGUAUCCAAGUGGGAAAAGUAAAUUAUCUGUAAAUGUCAGCCAUCUGCAGGUUUUUAGAAACUGUGAUAAUUUUUGCAAAUUGUAUAACUGCUCAGUGCAUAUGAUUUCUGAAUUUUAUAAAAUAUAUAAUUUUGUGUACAGUAUUGUCUGAAUAUUUUAAGCUUUGCUUACUGCAAUUUUGUUAACCAGUGACAUUUUCUGUAAAAAUUUUGUAGAAUUAAAGACUGAAUGUUAUUUUUGUAAUCACAAUUUUGUAAUAAAGUUUUAAUACAGUUUUUA